Eurypyga helias (sunbittern) is the source of this 2934-nucleotide messenger RNA. RefSeq names its product Rho GTPase activating protein 11A (gene ARHGAP11A). Lineage: Eukaryota; Metazoa; Chordata; Aves; Eurypygiformes; Eurypygidae. The record is from RefSeq and is a predicted model, not a curated record. Gene Ontology annotation, biological process: signal transduction.
AUCUUUGGAAUAUCUUUUCACGCGUUACCACAAUCACUUGUGCCAGAAUAUGGUUAUGUUCCAAGCUUUCUUGUUGAUACUUGUGAAUAUUUGGAAGAACAUGUUCAUACUGAGGGACUCUUCAGAAAGUCUGGAUCUCUUGUUCGUUUAAAAGCUUUAAAGAGUAAGCUGGAUCAAGGUGAGAACUGCCUCUCAGCUGCACUGCCAUGUGAUGUUGCAGGCCUUCUUAAACAGUUCUUUAGAGAGAUGCCAGAACCCAUCCUUCCACAUCACCUGCAGGACAGCCUUUUUAAAGCUCAGCAGCUAGGAAACGAGAAGAAAACUGCAACUGUGUUGCUGUCGUGUUUGAUGGCCGACAGAACAAUUGACGCUUUGAGAUACUUUUUCAACUUUCUGAGAACUGUGUCCCUAAGGUCCAAUGAAAACAGAAUGGAUAGCAGUAAUCUUGCAGUGGUAUUUGCUCCCAACCUCUUGCACUCAAAUGGAAAUGAAAAGAUGUCAGCCGGUACAGAAAAAAAAAUUCGCUUGCAAGCUGCUGUUGUGCAAACACUUAUUGACAAUGCAGCAGAAAUUGGACAAGUACCAGAAUUUAUCUUGGAAAAGAUUCCUGCAAUGUUAGGUGAUAAUGCCUUUCAGUCUACUCCCUCACUGUGGGGCCAGGAAGAUGGUGAAAACGAAUCUCCCAGUGAAUGUAAAAAGAGGAGGCACCAAAGUGUUGGGGAUAUUGUUAGUGGAGCAUUGAAUAAACUUAAAUCUCACAGAACACCCUCCACUACACCUCAACAAGACAGAAGCGUCCUUUCAUCUGUGACGCCGGUGGUUCUUACUCCAAGUACCAAGCGUAAACUUCCACCUGAUUGCUCUCAGGGCUUAUCCAGCAAGAAGAGACGAUCUUUUAAGCAUAGUUUUGCUUUUGAGUUGUUACCAAGUAGCAUUUUUAACAGCAGCUCGACACCAGCAUCAGUUCAGUUUGAAGCAAGCCCUUGUGUGUCUCUUGAGUCAUCACAACCUUCUCCGUCUCCUUCAACUGGUGGCGAAAGUCAUCUGUCUAGUGCAGGGAAGAGAAGAAGUAAAAGACACGCAAGCAGAAAAUUGUACAGGGCUGAAUCAGGAAAGACAGGUUGUUUUUCUCCAAAGAUCAGCCGAAAAGAAAUGGUUCGUAGGUCGCUACGUUUGAAGUUUGGUUUGGGGAAGAGCAACAGAGAAAUGAAUAUUCUAUCGGGAUGUGCGGUUGGUAAUAGAUCUGAAAAUAUUGGAAGGCGUCUUGCAAGUCAGCAAGGUUUGGAAAGCAGAACGGAAUGUGCAAAAAGAGAUGUACUCUUCAGCCCAUGUGUCAAUGAAAAAUUCCCUAAAAAAGGUUCAAAGAAUGUAAGCAAGUCAGAAGAAAACUUGCUGACUCCCAAAUGUCACGACAAAGUAGUUCACCGAAUGUCAUGGAAUAGUCCUGCUGUUACAGAUUUUCAAGCAAUCAGCAGUCUGCCAGGACACCCUGAAACAGGAAUCAGUUUUUCAGAAUCUGUUUUGAUACUUGGAAAGCCGCCAGCUGUUCCAGAUGAACUCAAAUCCACGACUUUAAGUAAACAAGACAACGGCUUGGAACUUCUGCUCUGUGAAGAGGAAACUAACUCAACUGCAGAGACAUUACUGAAAGUUAAGCAAGCCUUCUCUGCAUCUGGUAGUAAUCUUCACAAUCUGAUAGGUGGUACAAAAUCUUCCUUCUCAGAUGUAGCAGAUGAAACAUUAAAUGAAACUUUGCAUCUCACAGGGCUCAGCCCAGAGAAAAAAUUGUUAGAUGAAGAAGUUUCUGAAAACGUAGCAAAUACAAAAUCCAGAGAGAUGCUGCACCAGUUUAAUCAAUCUUAUGCUACUGAUAACCAGCAAUCAGAAAAAGAUGAAAUUAAAGUUUUGGAGAAAAGGAACUUCAAAACUUCCAUUGAGAUUGAGCUUAAGGUCCCGAAACCAGAUACAAAAAGGGUUAUAGAACUUCCUGUGCCUCAGGUUCUGGCCAGGGAAGACCAGUUGACUGUUCAGACCAGUUCAUCAAAAGAUGACUUAAACAAAUUAGAUUGCUUCGGAAGAAGCCAGGAAAUAGAAUUAACAGACUCACAAGCAGGUGAAAACCAUAAGGUAAAAAGCUGUAAUUUGGAAAAAGUUACUGCUAAACUUCCUGUGGCAGGACAGCUUCCUACAUCGCAGUUGCCUAAAUCCCAAAAUGAAGUAGGCAACCAAUACUUGCAAGCUGAAAAUUCUGAUAAAACCAUAACUAAAACAUCAACUGUUUCUGACCACGGGAAGGUUUCUGACCACAUACAAUGGUUCAACAAGCUUUCAUUAAAUGAUCCCAGUUCUGCAAGCAAAACUAAACCACCUCUGAAGUUUCAACGUACUCCCGUUAGACAGUCUGUAAGAAGAAUGAAUUCCUUAUUGGAGGCCAACAGACGAUCUGUAAGUUCUCAGCUGCUUAAAGCAAGUGGUGUUGGUUCACCGCUUGUCAAGUCUUUGAGCUAUGAUUCUGCACUGUUCUCCUGCACAGAGAAGUCCUCAAAGAAUUCUGUGGCUUUGCCACUCAGGAGUGAAAGUACAUGUGACCAAGUUGCUCUAUCUCAUAAGCAGCUAGACUUAACAUCCAAAUCUUGUUGCAGACUGCCAAAUCCAUCAGACAAUCCUGAUGUUUCUGUCAGAACUGCUGGAAUCCAUGAACAGAAAGUGCUUGUUCAUCCAUCAAAAUCUGUUCUAGAAGACCUGACCAAUCAUGAAGCAGUGAAGCCCAGUUUAAAAGUUAAUGCAAAUAUGAACAUUCCAGGUGUUGCUCCAGAGAAAUCCACAAUCACAAGAUGUGCUCCAGGAAAAGAAAGAGUUUGUUAUAGAGGCUCUCCGAAGAAUCCAAUAUCUAAAGUGAAACUGCUACCAACUGCAAAACCAGUAGACUUGUAA